Messenger RNA from Macrosteles quadrilineatus (aster leafhopper), 4349 nucleotides. Its product is annotated as signal recognition particle 14 kDa protein-like. Gene Ontology annotation, biological process: SRP-dependent cotranslational protein targeting to membrane. Bases 273 to 608 code for a protein of 111 amino acids. Gene Ontology annotation, cellular component: signal recognition particle, endoplasmic reticulum targeting. The transcript has 4 exons. Gene Ontology annotation, molecular function: 7S RNA binding; endoplasmic reticulum signal sequence receptor activity. Lineage: Eukaryota; Metazoa; Arthropoda; Insecta; Hemiptera; Cicadellidae. The record is from RefSeq and is a predicted model, not a curated record.
CCCAACCCAACCAACAAAAGAUAACCUCAAGCUCAACGUUGGUUAACCAGUGUCGGAGGAAUCAGAGCAGAUUGAAAUUACAUUGUUUUAAUUAUGCGCUUAUCUAUUAUUAUUGAUUCUAUUUCGUUGAAUAUUAAUUGUUAAUCAAAGUAAGUUAGCACUGCUAAUAAUUGUGUCAUUAGAAAACCAGGAUACCAAAGGGAUUUUGAGAGGUGCUAGUGAGCGAUAUUUAUCAAUUAGCCUAAUUACAAAUUCUUAAUUGACUGACUAAAAUGGUUUUAAUGGAAAAUGAUGCGUUUCUUUCAGAGUUGACCAAGCUAUUUCAGAGCAAACGUGGUACUGGGGCAGUUACAGUUACAAUGAAGAAAUAUGAUGGCCGAACGAAACCUCAACCAAAAAAUGGCAGUAAACCUACAACAGAACCCUCAGAAUACAUGUGUCUUCUGAGAGCAAAGACUAAUAAUAAGAAACUAGCCACCAUAGUCCAUUCAAGAGAUGUGAAUAAAUUUCAAUUGGCCUACUGCAACCUACUCAAAGGAAAUUUUGAUGGACUGAAAAAAUUGAAAAAGACAAAAUCAAAAUCAUCAAAGGCAACAACUUCUCAGUGAUGUUUAAAGUGGAUAUGUGUUUCCGUUUUUUUAUUCAUGGGUGAUCUUGUUCUUGUACAUAAAAUGUUAUUCUUCUUGUUUCCCUUGAUGCUGUUGUUUAAUCUGGACUAUGUUAAAUAAUAGGCAAUUUUGAGUUAAAACCCCAGUUGUGCACAUAAAUAAAUAAUUCUAUAUUAAUUUAGAAUCAGAUACUGCAGACAUCCAUGAAUUCAGAUCUAAAAGAUCACUCUUCAAAUUCCAGACCUAUGUAAAGUAAUAGGACUACUAUAAACAGAAAUUGUUGGUUUUGCAGCUUAAUUUUUUCAUUUGCCGUGUUGCAUAAAAACAUGUUGAUGGUUUUUUUUAUUUGUGGGCACUAUUUUAUUGACGCCUUAAAUUGUUUCCGAGGUAGUAGUGGUAAAUUGUGCAAGAAUCUCAUCACAGUAAUUAGCAUGUACUAACUUAUAACGUAAAUUUAUCCAUUGGAGUGUUGACCUUUUUGUAUAGUAUCGGCUUGGUGCAGCAUAAUGUGCGUACGAUUUGCUGUUCGCCACUGCUCUUCAAGUCCGUGUUUGGCUACUUAUGACUAACAGGGAAAUUCUACAUUUUUUAUCUGUAUAGUCCACAACAUAUUCCUGGAAUUUUAAGAGCCAUCUUUAGUCAAUUUUGUUGUGAUAUUCUUUUAAAACCAGUUUAAAGAUGUGGAUAAUUACAAUAGUAGUUUACUUCUUAAUACUUGAUUUCUUGACAUUCUUUGUGAACGAUUCCAUUUUUGUUGCCCAAGGAUGGGAGCUAAUAGCAUCAAAUCAGUGGUUCCUUCAUUUUUUAGUUUAGCAGGUGAACGAUUUUAAGUUUGAAUAGACUACUAAUAAUCAUUUUCAACUUUAAAAAAUUCAUGGAGCUCAGCGCCUAUUGUAGUGUAAAGUUAAAAAGGAUCUGAAAUAUUUUUUUACAUUGAUCAAGCAUUUGAAUUAAUUCUAGUUAAUGGAAUUCCAGACUCAACACCUAUGUGAAAAACGGACUAGAGAAAAACAACUGAUGUUGUCCCCUAUAAACAUUAUUUUAAAACUCUUCCAUACUCUUUAAUAUGUUGUAAGUUUCAUAAAACUAUAAAGUUUUAGAUCCGAUAUUAGAUCAGGGUUCACAGCGUUAUCUACUGGUCUACUGGUAGGCUAUGGUAACGGUACCAUAAAUUCUCACUUUUAACAGUUGCAUCCUUAAUAGCUCCUAAAAUAUAAUUUCAUACAUAUUAUUGUAUGUUCUUCUGAAUCCUCCCUGUAUGCGUAAUAUGAUGUAGAGAAUUUCAUUUAGUUUCAGCCACCAAUACUAAUUAAUUUAUGUGACUUUUAAAAUUUGUAAUUCUUGUUUCUCUGUAAUCAAAAACUCUGUAAUGUGACUAGGUACUGAUUAGAUUUAAUUAAUGUAAUUAAAUUAUGUUUUUUGUUUACAUACAGUUCUAGGAACAUAUAAGAGGGUUUCAUGUAAAAUAGUCAUUAGUUCAUAAUUAUUAAUUAAUAUACCUGAGCUGUAAUAAAUUGUGACUGAAAACGGUUUUAAGUUAAUAGUUAAUAUUUAAAUUCAAUCUCUAGCUGCAAUAACAUGUUUUAUUUAUCUACUGUUAAUCUUUUGAUCUGUGAUAGUUGUUAAUUCAUUCAUUCCAUUUAAGUGAUUUACUCUCAGAUGAGAUAAUUACAAAUGUACAAACCAUAUUUUGUAGCACAAACCACUAAUGAUUGACUCCCAAGUAGUUAUAAAAUUAUGAGUUUAUUUCUAGUAGCAUGUAAAUGAUAUAUGACACUAGAAGGCUUGUGCAUUCAAACUAAAAGGAACCGGUUAUAUGUUUUAUUCAUGGUGAGGCUUAAAAAAAAAAACUUGUUGAAUUCUGACUUCCUGUGUUUUUUGUGAAUUUUUACUUUUUAAGUUUAGUUCUGUUUUAAAGAUUGUAAAUGACAUUGAUUGUAAAUUCAAACCAUAGUUUUAUGAACUACUAAUAAUUGUUUGGAGCUGAACUCAACUUUUCUAAUGGCGUAGGCUAAACUCAAAUAUACUUAAAGUGGCUACUUUACAUUUGUGUUAAAAUCAGCAUAGAUUGUCAAUAUAAAGAGUAUGCAAUUCAUUAUCACUUUAUGAUGAAAUUUGGUACUAGCACUUCCACACAGUAACACCAAUAAUUGAAACAAUUGUGGGACAGGAAAUAGCUAACUUUGUUUGGUCUAGUAGUCGGACAAUACAGUGCUAUGAUUAAUUCAGGUUUUGUAAUGAAAUUCAUACAUAAAUCACUUUCUUUGCAGAUAAACUGCCACUGUAUCUUAAAUCUGCGAAAAUUCAUCCGUCCACCACAAGGCGCCUUUUCACAUUUUAAAUCAUAAAAUUUAUUUUGUAUGCUUUUACCAAACUUAGUAAUUAAAUUUAGUUUUUCAAAAGAAAAACAGUUUUAAACCUGACACAGUACAAAUUCAUCAGUGUGAUAUAUUAAAACAAUUUAUCAGUAAAAUCAAAAUAAACCUUAAGUUGAUAUUUUGUGUGAAAAAUAAGUCAGAAAUAUUCAUAAAACAGUAUAAUAAUGGAAACCCCUAUAAAGCCAUACACUAGCACAGAUUUAAAGUGGCCGGUUUCAACAUUACAGUAUUAAUAAAUUUAUGUAUGGUUUGCGUCACAAAUGUAAAAACUACACUAAUAGAGGAUGCGGCAAAACGGAUUCAGCAGUUUCACUCUCACAGUACUUCAGCUGUGGAGGUGAAAGGUGGACACUUUUGGUCUUGUUGUCAUCGGUCAAUCAUACUAUUUUAUUCACCAUCAAAGUCUAUGUGAGGCAACAUCAAAUUAUAAUUAUAACACAUUUUACAUUUGGAGUGUGUGUGCGUAUCUCCAGAACAACAAGCCAGUGAUUGCAAUCUCAAAAUUGUUAAAUAACUUUGCACGAUGUUGAAAUGUUGUUUAGAUCAGCAGAGUUGGUUGAGCAUUCAGCAAGAUGUUAGUCAAAAGCUUGUGCGAAUUACCUUCGAAGCAUUUGGUGACAAAAGUUUCUACAUGCUUAACAAACUCAAUUCUAAUUUUAGAGUUCUUCUAAAACUGUGAUCCGACAUUCCUAAUACACUAGUAGAACAUCUUGUUUCUGGUCAAACACAUCUCUGACCAGUUCUCACUGAUCUUCUCUGUCUAUAUUUCAUAGUUUUAAAUUUGCUACCACUUCUCUCAACCUCGUUAUUAAUGGUUGGAAUGGUUGAUUGUGUUUGCGCUACGAACAGUGUCGUUUUACUAAAAAAUAGCCACCGGCAAAAAGCUCUUUGCGUAGCAGUCACUGACUGUUUUGGUUAUAUUCACACACUGCAUAACCUCAAUGUUGUCUGGUCUAAUCCUUGAUUGCAACUGAAAUGGUGUGAGACCAAUCAUAACAAAACCAAAUGUGUCCGCAUACCGCCACUUCCACAGUAACUUUAAAUAAUAAUAAUUUUAAUUCUUGCCCGAGAACUACCCAAGUGAAACUGGCAUUUUGCCGCACACUGUAACAUACUACUACAGUACUAUUCAGUAUUUUAACAAACCUGAGAUGUUCAAUAUUACAGUAUUAUUUUGAGGUUACAACCUUGUAGAAUUAGAAUAAAAACUAUGUUUGUUGUACGUAACAUUUCAGUUGCCAUAAAAUUUCUGUCUUCCAAGGCCUUAUUUCCCAUUUUGUGGAAUGCACAUAUCAACAUAAUUAAUUUACUUUGCUUAAAUUGUUAUGUCAAAACACAAUAAAGAAUAUAUUGUUACAUAUUA